GCACAACGAAAACGUUGGGGAUACAAUGGAAUGCGAUAUCUGACCAGUUUUCAUACACUAAUGAGUCAAUAUCCGCACUAUCAGCUAUAACAAAGGGGCAAAUUUUAUCCUCGGUGGCAAAACUUUUCGACCCCGCAGGAUGGCUUUCGCCAAUUAUGAUACAAGCAAAGAUUCUAAUACAAGAAUUGUGGCUAGACGGAACUGACUGGGAUGAACAAGUGAAACCACUUCGUUUAGAAAAGUGGUCCCAGUUCGCGGGUAAUCUGAAUGAUAUCUCACAGAUACAAAUCCCACGAUGGAUAAAUUAUGCCCCAGAGCACAAAGUCGAACUACAUGGCUUCUGUGAUGUCUCUGAAAAGGCAUAUUGUGCCACCAUCUAUGUGCGCACACAAUCUGACACAGCGACCACAAGUCACCUACUGGUAGCCAAAGCAAAGGUGGCUCCGCUAAAAACAAUAAGUCUGCCACGACUGGAACUAUGUGGUGCGCUACUACUAGCCAAACUAGUAUCCAUGGUGCAAACGCAUCUAAAUAUGACCAAAUAUAAAUUGUAUCUCUGGUCUGAUUCCGAAAUUGUAUUAGCCUGGUUAGAAAAACCUCCACAUGCAUGGAAGACGUAUAUUUCCAAUCGAACGUCUCAAAUCCUUGACCUAGUGGGAUCAGCCACUUGGCGACACGUGGCCAGUGCUGACAAUCCUGCCGACCUAGGUACAAGGUGGUGUAAGCCUCUGCACCUUGCAACCACCACUCUUUGGUGGAAUGGCCCUCGGUGGUUAAUAGAAUCCCCCGAUUCUUGGCCACGAUCGCCCAUACGCAAUAUAAUUGCCCCCGAAAGUCGAAAAAUCGACUCCUUUCACACGACAUUGGAUGAUACUGACAUCCUUGAGCGAUUUUCAUCAUACUCUCGAGCCCUCAGGUUUCUUACAGAGAUCAGGAUGGACGUGGACAUGCCUACAAUCCCAACACCAGCUGUUCGGUCGGCAACCAACGGGGCACGUACUGGGCCUACUCCUCCACUUCGCCCAACCAAUGCGACUGUAUCGACUGCCGCUUCUGGUAGUGGCUCACGAGCAGCCCCAUCAACGCCAUCCGCUCAAGUCGAGCCGCGUCGCAUCCGAUGUCCGCUAUGUCGCCGGAAACAUCGACUACAACAUUGUGGGCUCUUUAAGGAGCUAACGCCGACAUAA
This is a messenger RNA of Bactrocera neohumeralis, 1187 nucleotides long. RefSeq lists its product as uncharacterized. The coding region runs from base 156 to 1187 and encodes 343 amino acids. The record is from RefSeq and is a predicted model, not a curated record. NCBI's taxonomy places the organism in Eukaryota, Metazoa, Arthropoda, Insecta, Diptera, Tephritidae. The transcript has 2 exons.